Dromiciops gliroides (monito del monte) is the source of this 482-nucleotide messenger RNA. Its product is annotated as protein S100-A7-like 2. The transcript has 3 exons. The coding region runs from base 56 to 367 and encodes 103 amino acids. NCBI's taxonomy places the organism in Eukaryota, Metazoa, Chordata, Mammalia, Microbiotheria, Microbiotheriidae. The record is from RefSeq and is a predicted model, not a curated record.
UCUUCUGGUAUUCCUUCCUCUCCAGGCUCUGGCUGAUUUUUUUUCUGAACCAAAGAUGACUAAUACCACGUUAGAAAAAUCCGUUACUGGAGUGAUGAAUGUCUUUCAUAAGUACAGCACGAAGAAAGAGGGCUUUGAUGAACUGAACCUCAUGGAGCUAACUGACCUCAUUAAGAAAGAGUAUCCUACUUUCCUCUCAAUCUGUGGCAAAGGCGAUCCAGAUGGCUUCAUAAAAAGUCUUUUUGACAAGUAUAAGGGUAAAGAUGAACAAGUCAACUUUAACAAAUAUACGAAAAUCAUAGGCAAAAUAACCGACACCUACCACAACCUGAGCCAUGGCCGUACCACCUGUGGUACCGGGAAAUGAACACAAUUAGAUCGUGUUGAUGAGAUCCAUGGAUAGAAGGGAUGAAUCCAGCCCAUCCUAGGAUGGGGAGCUUGUGAGAGCUAACUUGAACCAAUAAAGCAUCUCCUUUACUUUA